AUGAUCCUGUGCUGCUCCACGCUCUCACUGGUCGGUUGUCUAUACAUUGUACGUCAUCACUACGUCUCUGCAAGACUGCAUAGUGGUGUAUCCAUGGUACAGAAGAUGGUCGUUGUGCUCUCGGUCUUUGACGCUGGUCUUUCGUUUCCGAGAAUGUUUGGGAAUUUGCACACAUCAGAUGACAUGAGUGAAGCUUGCAACGUCCAGGCGUUUGUAUUGUACUUGUUUGGCCUCAUGUCUGUCUUUUGGAAUGCAGCAAUUGCUCAUUGUUUGUACCGGAAGAUUGUCCAUCGUGACAGUGAGGCGAGACUAAAGAGCAGGUUUAAACUUUACGUGCUGCUUGUCAUUGUACCUGCAAUGGGCUGUAGUGUUGCGCUUUACGCUGCGAGGCUGUUUGGAGAUGCUACAUUCUACUGCUGGGUCGAGUCGCGCUCCGAUCAGUUCUGGACCUUUUACUUGUUCGUCAUUGUUGCCAUUCUCUACAUCAGCGUGAUCCUCUGGGUCACGCACAACCGCAUCUCCCGCGACUUUCAGGACGCUGAUUUGGAUGCACAAGAGUCGUGGGCACUGAUCACCUCAAAGCUGAGGAUCUAUAUAGCAGCGUUCAUCGUGCUCUGGACGCCUAGCACAGUCUACCGACUACUUGACGACGAGCUUGGACCGGCGCGGUUUGCGGUGGCACUUUUGAUGCAGCUUACUCUUUGUACACAAGGCUUGACCACCGCCAUUAUCCACGGAGGACUGCUUACCAAGCUGUACCGAAUCGUAUUGUGCAAGCCAUCAAUCGUACGUGCGCACAAGUUUGUAGCCUCAGAGUCGUUUCCUUCAACGGGUACUAGCACCGAUCGUAGUCUGGUGAAGCACUAUCGUCAGCCUGCAAACAUCUUCGUGACUACUUUCAACAUGGGUGAAGCCAGAAUGGCACCUGCUCAAUUGAACAAGUGGAUACCGCUCGGACACGACAUCUAUGUCAUUGGCCUUCAGGAGUGUCUGCACUUGGCAAAUACUCGUAGCAUGAUUCGCCAGCACCUUGAUGGAGGUUGUCCAAGGCCAGCAGCAAGUGAAGCUGCUCGCAGGGCACCAAAAUAUCACCAAUAUAAUCGUGAGAUUGGAAGCAAGAACACUUCGUUGGGCUACCAUGGCCAUAUCGCUAUUACGGUGUUCAUCAGGUCCUCAGAUGUGGAAAGUGGUGCCUUCUACAUGCCGCCUGUGGUGCAGCAAGAAAUCAACGUGGGCAAGUCUUUAGUACUGGGCCGUGCAUCAAACAAAGGUGCUGUAGGCUUUGCCUUUCGAUAUUUCGACACCUCUUUUGCAUUUGUAGCGUGCCAUUUGUCCUCGGACCCUAAGGGAAAAUCAAAAGUAAGACGACGAAAUCGGGACUCGCAAGAUAUCCUGCAGGAACUACAUUUGAACCUCGAGGACGUGGGCUUCGAGUUUCCACACGUACAUCACCACAGCUUUGUUUUAGGUGACCUCAACUACAGGCUGACAAAGCGUGAUGCGAACGCAAAUUCCAUUCUUGAGCUCGUAUCCAUGGUACGGCAGUGUGAAACUGCAAAGCCUGCUCCACCUAAGCGAAAUUGCAGCUUGCGCCGCGGGCUGCUGGGCAGACGGUGGAGCCCCAUGAGUAGUCGCGGUUUCAGUAGCUCUUUCGGCCUCGGUAGUUCUCAAGAUGCUAGCAGCGACAGGGACAGCAAUGAGCUUAACGUGAGCAUGCUUGAGCGUGGUAUCAAAAGCACUUCGUCAGCAAUUGCUUCGUCGAACGGGAGUAUCAACAGCAUCCGGUAUUCAGCAGAUUGCGAGCUCAUGGACGACGACAAGGUUGUGUGGGAUGAUGUGCUAGCACAUGAUGAGCUGCUAACUGGUAUGCGAGACGGGCAGAUUUUCUACGGCUUUUGUGAGGCCAAGAUUGCGUUCCCGCCUACUUUUCGCCGUGUGCGUGGGGCCGCACUAAACUUUGAUGCGGCAAAUUGGUCAAUUGAGGAGCUAAAGGAGUGUUACACUACUGCCGUCGGGGGUCAUGGUAUGCGGGUUCCGUCGUAUACAGACCGAAUAUUGUUUUUCUCUCAGCUAGAUAUGCGUCAUCGUCUGCGGUGCGCUGUAUAUGCCUCCUGCGAAGAAGUCACCUGUUCGGAUCACAAGCCAGUACUAGCAGUAUUCCAAGCUCUUGUAAAUCGCGACAUCCUGCCGAUUGAAACGGAGCUUUCAGCCAAGAAGCUUCAGCGAAUGCAGGAUGUAAAUGGUGUCCUCGAGUGUCGAAUACGUUUGGACUUCAGCAACAUAUCGUGGCAGCCUGAUAUCGAGGCCGGCUUUCCUCUCCUUUCGUUUGGUAACUCGGUUGAUAUCGAUCAACGGUUCUCGCACUAUGAUCGUCACGGAUAUCAAGUCAUGGUGACGAUCGUCUUCCCCUUGCCAUCAGAAGACAUUUUUUCAGCGCAGCGCAAGCUACUCGAGCUAGCGGAUUCAAUGAGUGGUGGUGUGUACUUGGAAAACACUGAUCGACUGCUAUGUAAGACAAACGUGGCUCACGUCAAGUGGGCUGACUUCGUGCGCAGCGGUAUCACGCACGCCACCUUUGCGCGACCAACUAGAAACAUGCACGUGGCGAUUAAAGUGCAUGCUGGCACUCAGGGCCCGUGCUUUGGUCAGGGUGUGAUCUGCAUUCCGCAGGCAACGAAAAGUGACAAUGAGGAUCAAACGGAUGAGAUUCAGAAGCUGAACAAUUUCGUUGUGGAACUCGCCCAUGGCGGACGACAUACAGGGACGAUGUCAGGCUCCAUGAGUCUGCAGCUCGUCCACCGCACCAGCGACGCUUAA
Messenger RNA from Peronospora farinosa, 2817 nucleotides. The record is from the annotation of a GenBank genome assembly. NCBI's taxonomy places the organism in Eukaryota, Oomycota, Peronosporomycetes, Peronosporales, Peronosporaceae.